AUGACAGCUAUCAAGAAGGUCGCAGUGCUUGGCGCCACUGGCGCAUUGGGAGAGGUUCUCAUACCAGCCCUACUGCAAGCCGAUUUCGAGGUGACAUGCAUCACCAGAACUGACAGCAAGAGGAACCUGCCCAUCGAUGUCGUGGUCAGAGUAUCCGAUUAUUCCGAUGUCGCUGCCCUCACAGUGGCACUCAAAGACCAAGACGCCGUUGUCGAAGCAUUCAACCCAGCAGCCGCAUCCUAUCAGACGCACAUCUUGCAAGCAGCACUGGCCGCCGGAGUCAAGCACAUCAUCACGCCAGACUUUAGCGGCAAUACAUUCCACCCCAAUGCUAAAGAGGCUGUCAUUUUCAACCCCAAGUUGACCGCACAGCGUGAGGUCGAGCGGGUUGUCGCCGAGUCCAACGGGUCGUUGGCAUGGACAGCCAUCAUCUCGGGUCCGUGGUACGACUGGACCAUCGAGCGCGGCAUUUUCUGGGUCAACAAGGAGAAUCGUACCGUCACGCGGUACGGUUCUGGAGAUCAGAAAUACAGCAUCAGUCGCCGCGCACUCAACGGCGAGGCCCUCGUCGCUGUUUUGAACAACCCGGAAGAGUACCGAAAUAGAGCUGCCUACUUUGCCAGCCAUACUGUAUCGACAAACCAGUUGAUUGCGGUGGUGAAGGACCUCGGUCUCGAGAAUUGGAAGAUUGUCGAUGUCCCGUUUGAUGGGUUCGCGGAGAAGGCUCAUGCUAUGUGGCAAGAGGAUACGGAAAAUGGUGUUACUGACAGACUCAACUCCAAGGCCUAUGCGGCUCUUUCUACCGUGGCACUCCUGGACGAAGGCAAUCGCUAUGGGUCGAAUUUUGAGGACCAAGUUGAGUCUGGGUGGGAUGAAGGCGGGGAUGCGCUGAAGGAGAACUUGAGAAGGCUUCUUGAGUAG
Molecule: messenger RNA, 921 nt
Organism: Colletotrichum orchidophilum
Lineage: Eukaryota; Fungi; Ascomycota; Sordariomycetes; Glomerellales; Glomerellaceae
Exons: 2
Coding region: 1-921 (306 amino acids)
Source: RefSeq, a predicted model, not a curated record